AUGACGUCUGUGCCCACGAUGCCAAGCAAGCGUACGGAAGUCCUGGUGGAAAAGGGUAAUUACUACCGCUGGGAGUUCAAUAAGAUGUUGAUCCUGGCGAGGAAGGAUCUUCUAAAGCAUGUCACGGCCGUCAAGGAUGAGAGCGAUAUCACAGCGACGCGUUUUAUGAACGAAGCCAAGGCAUUGGGUAUUAUUGCGCAAGGCCCAACAUCAAUCAAGAUACGGCCGGCCAAGAAUGUCAUGGAGGCAUGGGAAACGCUAUGUGGUUAUUACUAUCGCUUAAACUCUGCACAAUCGCGUAGCGAUGACGCAAUGACUUACGACUUAUGUGUAGAAAGCGGUACUAGCAUGGCGGAAUAUAUCGACACUUUUGACGAGCUACUUGGGGGUCUUCAGAAAAUGAAAGAGCAAGUUGAUGAAUCAUGGAAGCUGCGCGGAAAGGAGACAACGGAUAAAGCUUUCCGCGUAAAUGCUAAUUCUGGAAAUUUCGGAAGCUGA
Molecule: messenger RNA, 498 nt
Organism: Plasmopara halstedii
Lineage: Eukaryota; Oomycota; Peronosporomycetes; Peronosporales; Peronosporaceae
Exons: 1
Coding region: 1-498 (165 amino acids)
Source: RefSeq, a predicted model, not a curated record